GUCAUGACCAAAAUCAGCUUAAGCUAAUAAAUAAUAAAUACUACUGGUGAAGUUUAUUGUUUUAAUAUUGGCUAUUAACAGAUUUUUACUUUAAAAUUAUUUUCGUGUUUAUAAUCAUAUAGUGUUAAAUUUACUAAACCCUGAUUUGAAAUGUCUAUCAAUAAGUUGAAAGCCGUAGAUUAUCCAUUGGCUACAGUGUUUGAUGCAAAUGAUCAAAGAAAUUUCCGGAUGUUAGUUUUGUGGUUAGAGGAAAACAUAUUACAAACUUAUAUUCCAGAAAAACGAACAGAGUUACGAAAUAUUGAUUCUCCUUCUUGGGACAUAGCAUUUAAAAACUAUUGUGUAUCAUGUUCUAGUCCAAUUAAAACAACUGAAGAUAUAGAUCAGUUGGAAUGGUUAUUAGGAGUGGCAAUUCGAUUAACAUACAAUAAACAAAAAAAUAAAUUUGAGUCUGAAACAAAAAAAACACUUGAAGUUUCUAGUGAUGUUCCAAUGAUAAUACCAUCUGAUAAUCCAAUCGACAAUCUUGAUGUUAACAGUAAUGAUUUCAAGGAAGGCAUUGAGAAACUUGCGGAUUUAUUAAAUAUUUCAAAACAUCCAGAUCACAAAAUUACAUUAGAAGCUAUUCAUAAAUUUAUUAUUAAAAGGCUUAAUGAAGAAGCAAUAAAAAAUCCAUCAACAGUAUUACCUAAGGGAGAAGCUUUUCCCUUAGAAAAAGUAAAAAGUUAUAAAAUUGAGUCCAAAGAUACAGCAGUUUUACAUGCAAUGAAGGUCUUGAGGUUAGCACAGUUGCAUAGGUUACGUGAUCUUCAAACAUGUAUUAACGAAUGUAUAGUUGCUAUGCAAGAAGUUACAUCUGAUCCAAAAACAGAUACAAAAUUGGGAAAAGUGGGAUAUUAAAUACCGAAUAUUUGAUUUAUUAUUAUAUUUAAUUAAACUUAACAUGUAUAUGAAUGGCAAAAAUCUCUUAAGAAUAAAUAAUUUACAUUUUUUUUAAA
Messenger RNA from Melanaphis sacchari, 998 nucleotides. RefSeq names its product RNA transcription, translation and transport factor protein. The coding region runs from base 151 to 900 and encodes 249 amino acids. The record is from RefSeq and is a predicted model, not a curated record. The transcript is spliced from 5 exons. Gene Ontology annotation, molecular function: RNA binding. Lineage: Eukaryota; Metazoa; Arthropoda; Insecta; Hemiptera; Aphididae. Gene Ontology annotation, cellular component: tRNA-splicing ligase complex. Gene Ontology annotation, biological process: tRNA splicing, via endonucleolytic cleavage and ligation.